Molecule: messenger RNA, 1410 nt
Organism: Fomitopsis serialis
Lineage: Eukaryota; Fungi; Basidiomycota; Agaricomycetes; Polyporales; Fomitopsidaceae
Exons: 5
Coding region: 184-1260 (358 amino acids)
Source: RefSeq, a predicted model, not a curated record
UUCCUCAGCCCCCAGUUGAUCUGUGCGAGCCCACCUUCUCCUUCUCCCAAGUUCAGGUACUGGAUACUUGACUUGCCAUUUUAUUUUUUGCUUUCGAUUUCGUCACGACCUCUUGCUCUUUCACUAGUUACACCUUCACGACCCUCUCUUACACUCCUCAAACCCCUUACGAUCACGAUCAAGAUGCGUUCCUACUCCAUCCUCGCUGUCGCCGCCUCCGUCGCUGUACCAGCUCUUGUCUCUGCCGUCCCGAUUCAUCAAGGCAGCGAUGCCCUUUCCACCGGCAGACACUUCCGCACCGGUUUGAUCUCCAACUCCCACCAGAACUGGGAGGCGAACCGCGGCAAGCGCAGUGAUGACGAGUUCUCCGAGCUUCUUGCUCGUGAGACCGCGACUGGCGAACCGCAGACUCAGCAUGUCACUCCUGAGUCUGAACCCAAGACCCACGGUCACAACGCCGGUGCGCACCCCCACGAGCACGCCGGUGCCGUCGACCACGAAGGUGCGAAGCACGGCGCCGCGCACUCUCACCUGCACGCUGGCCAGCACGCGGGCAAGCACGCCCACAGGCACGAGAAGUCCGACAAGGGCACGCAGGGACGGCGCAAGGGUCUUCACGCGCAGAAGGGCGAGUCCGCCGCGCAGAAGGGCGAGCACGCCGCACACCAUUCCGGCGUACACUCCUCUGAGCACUCCGCGUCCGCCCACGGCCACUCCGACGCCGCCGAGCACCCCGCGACGCACCACACCAAGGCCAGCACUGGCACGGGCGCGAGCGCUGAGCGCCCUCUCGAGACACAGACCGCGGCGCCGCACCAGAGGCGCGGGCGGGAGGGAGGAGGAGGUCAUGUCAGCCACGGCGGGAAUGGUGGGCAGCACGGACACGGCGCAUUUGACAGCUCGAGACAUCACCGCCGCGGGCGGGAGGGAGGCGGAGGCCAUGUGAGUCACGGCGGGAACGGCGGGUCACACCGACACGGCGCGUACGACAGCUCCAGGCACCACCGCCGCGGGCGCGAGGGCGGAGGAGGCGGAGGCCAUGUCAGCCACGGCGGGAACGGCGGGCAAUAUGGGCACUCCACCAAGCAGCACCACCGGCGGGGCAAGGUGCACAAGACGAGCAAGGCGCUCGGGCUCGCGGGCGACGCGGCGAACGCGGCAAGCAGCGUCCAUGGUGCGUGGCAGUCGUUCCACAGCCGCGAGGACUCCCCGUACGACUUCCUGUACGAGCGCGACUAUGAGCUCGACGAGCUCGAGUAAGCGCAAGCACUGCUGGACUUCCAAGACACUCCGAGUGCAUCCGUCCUCCAUCCCUCCAUUCCUGACCGUGAUGAUCUUGAUGACCUAGCUAGAGGUGUAACUAUUUGAACGACAUUGACGAAAUAGCAUAUCUCGCUGAGGGUUCACAUA